AUGCUACAAAAAAGAGGUACAUAGACAUUGCUAUUCCUCUCAAGUUUCAAUCAAGAUGUUUGAUUAAAAAACAUAUCUUCAUCUCUUCCACCCUUUUCUUUUUUCUUUUCUCUCUCUAAAUUUUGCAAUAUUAAGACCUUGUACCUGUAAAUACAUAUAUCAGAUUUACAUUGUUGAAAGGGGUGCAUUUAUUACAAUACUCAUAAAUAUUUUCACCUCUCUUUCCUAUUAAACCCCCGCGAGGACUAAAUUCUCGACACAUAUUAUUCAUAUUGAUCGCCUUCUCUUAUGGAGCCUCCUAGAUCAUCAGAACCAUCUCUGUCUGAAACUUCGACCGUCAACUCGGUAUCGAAUGGUCUCAAAGAUGAUGACAACUAUGAUCUUGUAUUGGAUCUGAGCCUUUCCAACAAAGAUGACUCGAAACCCGAGCUCAAUCUCAUCGAAUGUUUCAAGGUCACGGUUUCGUCUGAUAAUCAUCAAGAUUGUUUGGGAACUCCUCAAGGUAAUGAAACUGAGCCUAGAGUGUUUUCAUGUAAUUAUUGCCAAAGGAAAUUUUAUAGCUCACAGGCUUUAGGAGGGCAUCAAAAUGCACAUAAACGAGAAAGAACACUAGCCAAACGAGGGCAACAAAGGGUUGUUGUUGGCCUUGGUGGUGAUGGUGGUGGUGGUGGUGGAGCUUCUUUUGCAGCUUUUGGUCACCCUAAUACACACUCUGGUCGAUAUUCCACCAUGGCUUUCCUUCCUUUGCAUGGCUCUUUCAAUAAAUCGCUUGGGAUUCAAGUCCAUUCUAUGAUACACAAGCCAUCUAUUCCUUCAUCAACACAUAUAUACGGGCAUAAUGAAUGGUCUAGACGGCCUAUUCAUCAAACACCGGCAAUUGGGCAUCUUUCAUUAGAGAAUUUUCAUUUGGGAUCAUCGACAAAUAACGGUACUGCUGCUAGGUUCGAAAGUAGUGUACGGAAGUUUGGUCCAUCCACUGAAGGGAUGAAAGGAUAUUGGUGGGAUAGUAGUAGUGUUAACCCUUUCAACACUAAGCAAGAUGAGUUGAAACUUGACUUGUCUUUGAAGCUCUAAGUAGUCUAGUUUUAAUAAUCUUCUUCUUUGCUAAUCACAGAGUAUUCUAGUUAACAUUUUCUUUUCUGUUGUUUUUUUGUCUAAUUUUGCUAGAGUUUUCCUCUUUGUCUUAUUUCCCUUUUUUAAGUUUUAGUUGGAUCUUUUGUAAUUGCAUUUUGGUUAGAGAAAACUUUUAGAGAUUCUACUAUUUGAAA
Gossypium arboreum is the source of this 1268-nucleotide messenger RNA. RefSeq names its product zinc finger protein 1-like. NCBI's taxonomy places the organism in Eukaryota, Viridiplantae, Streptophyta, Magnoliopsida, Malvales, Malvaceae. The transcript has a single exon. The record is from RefSeq and is a predicted model, not a curated record. The coding region runs from base 289 to 1074 and encodes 261 amino acids. Gene Ontology annotation, biological process: negative regulation of abscisic acid-activated signaling pathway.